AUGGACGCCCUACUCUCAAGCGAGCUCUCGGCCGACACUUUGGCGGCGCUGCAGGCGCAUCUGCAGACGCAACAGGCGCAGAAGGACGCGGCUGUGUCUGAGGACUUUCGUCUCUCGCAGUUCUGGUAUGACGACCGGACUGGUCGUGCGCUCGCGCAGGAGGCCAUUGACCAGAGCAAGGAGAAGCGCAUCGCCUUCGUGAGUACGCCAGCAGCCUACCGCGACUUCCUUAAGAUCCAGGAGGAGAGCGACUCGCCCAUCAAGGGCGACAACGUGUUCUUGUUUGAGUACGACCGCCGCUUCGACGAAAAGUACAGUGGCCACUUUGUAUUCUACAACUACAAUGAACCCACAAACCUGCCGGACAAGUUCCAUCACUUCUUUGACUACGUUCUCGUAGAUCCGCCCUACCUGAACACCAACUGCAUGGGCAAAUUUGCUGAGACCAUGCGCUGGCUGGCGAAGGACGUGGAGAGCGUUCCAGGAAAGAAAGCCAAGAUUCUCACUCCCUGCACCUUCAUCACGGCGCGCAUGCUUCGCAAAGAUAUUUAUGCUGACCUCGGCUUCACGCCGUCGGGCUUCACGCCGACGUUCGAGUCCAAACUGUCGAACCAGUUCCUGACCUACACUAACUACCGCUCGGAGCGUUUCGGUGAGAGCACAGAGAACUUUGGCGAUUCGGAUGAGGAGUAG
Phytophthora nicotianae INRA-310 is the source of this 693-nucleotide messenger RNA. RefSeq lists its product as hypothetical. The transcript is spliced from 4 exons. The record is from RefSeq and is a predicted model, not a curated record. Gene Ontology annotation, molecular function: nucleic acid binding; protein-lysine N-methyltransferase activity. Gene Ontology annotation, biological process: methylation. Lineage: Eukaryota; Oomycota; Peronosporomycetes; Peronosporales; Peronosporaceae. Bases 1 to 693 code for a protein of 230 amino acids.